AUGCUGUAUUCCGAGUACUCUGAAUUAAAUUAUGAAGAUAUAGUUGAGCAACCAAUAUCUUUUACAUCACCAGAUCAUAGGGAUGAACCGAAUGUAGUGAAUACGGAUGGCGAAGAUAAUGAAAAUUCUCCUUUUAUUGUUAUGUCGCCGUCACAUACACUUGUUCCGUCAGAAGUUAUUGAAAUUAAUUCUGCUUCUGGGGAAGAUGAUGUUCAAAUUAUAAACAUUGAUACUGAACCUUCUGCAGAAACAGAAAGGGAUCAGCCGUUCCAGCCCAAUCAUCAACCAAACUGUCCAAGUAUGACACGGCCGAAUGAGGGUCGAAUAAUUACUGUAGAGAACAUCAUUAAAGAUAGUUCGUCAGACGAUGAGGCAAUCGAAAUUAAUACCCGUGGUACGCAAACUACGGGUACGAAACCAAAAGUUGUUAUGAAUAAGAGGAAAAGAAAAACCGAAAAACCCAAGCUUGAGAAAAGAAAAAAGUAUGGUGUUGAAUUUCGAAGUGAGGUUCGACUUGGCAGCAGAACUCGAUCAAGCUCAGAGUCUUCAUUUUCAGACAAUACUAACGCAAACUAA
Molecule: messenger RNA, 576 nt
Organism: Cinara cedri
Lineage: Eukaryota; Metazoa; Arthropoda; Insecta; Hemiptera; Aphididae
Source: the annotation of a GenBank genome assembly